Messenger RNA from Leptonychotes weddellii (Weddell seal), 1762 nucleotides. RefSeq names its product cysteinyl-tRNA synthetase 2, mitochondrial (gene CARS2). NCBI's taxonomy places the organism in Eukaryota, Metazoa, Chordata, Mammalia, Carnivora, Phocidae. Gene Ontology annotation, biological process: cysteinyl-tRNA aminoacylation. Gene Ontology annotation, molecular function: cysteine-tRNA ligase activity; ATP binding. The record is from RefSeq and is a predicted model, not a curated record. Gene Ontology annotation, cellular component: cytoplasm.
AUGCUGCGGAAGCGCGGGGCGGCUGUGGGCCCCCGGCUCCUGCGGGCCGCUCUGGGCCUGGGGUCCCGGCUCGGGCCGGCGCGGGCGGCGUCGGGCGUGCGCGGGCAGGGCUGGUUGCAGCCGGCGGGCCACGACACGGGCGUCAAGGUGUACAACAGCCUCACCCAGAGGAAAGACCCCUUGAUCGUGGCCAGCGUGGACGCCGCCUCCUGGUAUAGCUGUGGACCAACUGUCUAUGAUCAUGCACACCUUGGCCAUGCUUGCUCGUAUGUUAGAUUUGAUAUCAUCCGAAGGAUCCUUACCAGGGUUUUUGGAUGCAACAUCAUCAUGGUGAUGGGAAUCACAGAUGUGGACGAUAAAAUAAUCCACAGAGCCGCCGAGAUGAACGUGUCACCUGCCUCUCUCGCCAAUCUGUAUGAAGAGGAUUUUAAACAAGACAUGGCAGCCUUGAAGGUUCUCCCCGCGACUGUGUACUUGAGGGUAACUGAAAAUAUUCCUCAGAUCAUUUCUUUCAUCGAAGGAAUCAUUGCUAAUGGGCACGCUUAUCCGACAGCACAAGGCAACGUCUACUUUGACCUGCAGUCGAGAGGAGACAAGUAUGGCAAGCUGGUCAGUGUGGUCCCCGGUCCCGUCAGAGAGCCAGUUGAUUCCGACAAGCGGCACGCCAGCGACUUUGCCCUGUGGAAGGCAGCCAAACCCCAGGAGGUGUUUUGGGCCUCUCCUUGGGGAAAAGGAAGACCCGGCUGGCACAUUGAAUGUUCCACCAUCUCAAGUCUGGUGUUUGGAAGCCAGCUGGACAUCCACUCGGGCGGGGUCGAUCUGGCCUUUCCGCAUCACGAGAAUGAAAUCGCCCAGUGUGAGGCUUUCCAUCAGUGCAGGCAGUGGGGAAAUUAUUUUCUGCAUUCUGGGCAUUUGCACGUGAAAGGCGAAGAAGAAAAAAUGUCCAAAUCGCUGAAAAACUACAUUACCAUUAAGGACUUUCUGAAGAUGUUUUCCCCUGAUGUCUUCCGGCUCUUCUGCAUGCGGAGCAGCUACAGGUCAGCCAUCGACUACAGUGACGGCACCAUGCUCGAGGCCAAGCACCUCCUCCUGGCGGCAGCCGCGUUUGUGGAGGACGCCCGGGCCUACAUGAGGGGGCAGCUGGUAUGCGGCCCCAUCAGGGACGAUGUGCUGUGGGAGAGGCUCCGCCAUGCCAAGCAGGCCGUGAAGGCCGCCCUGGCGGACGACUUCGACACGCCCGCGGCGGUGGACGCCGUCAUGGACCUCAUCCACCACGGGAACAGACAGCUGACGGCGCCCGCUGAGGAACCCGGCGGUCCCAGGAGUCCUGCCGUGUUUGGCUCCAUCGUGUCCUACGUCGAACAGUUCUUCGAGACUGUCGGGAUUUCUCUGGCGGACAGACAGUCUGUUUCAGGGGACGGCAGCCGGGCCACUCUGCACAGCGUGGUGGAACAGCUGGUCCAGUUCCGGCUGCAGGUCCGGCAGUUCGCCCUGGCCACAGGAGCGGCCACCAGGGAGGGCCGACGGCAGCAGCUGUUGGACACACAGCCCCUGCUGGAGGCGUGUGACGCUCUGCGCCGGGACCUCGUCGCCCACGGCAUCAGCAUCAAGGACAGGAGCAGCACAUCCACGUGGGAGCUGCUGGAUCAGAGGACAGAAGGCCCCAGACCGGGGAGCUGACGGCCCCCAGCACCAUCCUGUGCUUACAGGAAAGUUUCCCGUUGUGGCUGCUCAGUCACCAUUAAAGUCAAUCCAACCGAUA